Molecule: messenger RNA, 1464 nt
Organism: Soboliphyme baturini
Lineage: Eukaryota; Metazoa; Nematoda; Enoplea; Dioctophymatida; Soboliphymatidae
Source: the annotation of a GenBank genome assembly
AUGCAUCAGCGUCUGCUUAGUCAUCGGGUACGCCGGAGUUCGCCGACUUUCUCCUUCCGACAGAAAAGAAAGCCGAAGUCAGGUGGUGAAUUCAGGUUCUCUUUUCCGUCAUUGCUAACCCGUGGUCAUUCGAGGGCAGCCAGCUUCAAAAGUGGCGCUGUAUGCAACAGCGAAGUUACCGAAACAGGCCUUGACGUAAACGCCGAUCAGCCGGACAACAGGAGUAGCACUUGCUCGUUGAUGUCGGACUUCUCCCUCAGGGAAUGUCCAGUGUGCUUGACCCGGCAGCCUUUGAAUAUGUUCGCGGAGCUGAGGUCAUGCGAACACCGCACUUGCAUCACUUGCAUGAUUCAGUAUCUAGAACUAGAAAUAUCAGAGAGCCGCGUAAACAUUCACUGCCCGGAAUGUAACGAGAUGAUCCACCCGAACGACAUCUACACUUUGCUAGCUGAUCAUCCGAAGCUGAUCGAAAAGUACGAAGAAUUCUCAGUGCGACGUGUUCUGAUGGCUGAUCAAGACACGCGAUGGUGUCCAGCUCCGGACUGCAAUUACGCGGUUAUUGCCAGCGGUUGUGCUGCAUGUCCAAAACUCAGGUGCGAAAGAACAAACUGCGGUACGCUGUUUUGCUAUCACUGCAAGAUGACAUGGCAUUCGAACCAGACGUGUGACGAGGCGCGUGCUCAACGCGGCUCGUUCGUAACGUUGCCGAUCCACGUGGACAUGACCGUGAAACCGUUGUCUCGCAUUUCAGCGGGCGACAUAAAGGCGUGUCCUCGUUGCAAAACGUAUAUCGUAAAGAUGAACGAUGGUUCGUGCAAUCACAUGAUAUGUGCACUGUGCGGUGUUGAGUUCUGUUGGCUCUGUUUGAAAGAAAUAUCAGAUUUGCAUUAUCUGAGUCCUUCGGGCUGUACGUUUUGGGGGAAGAAACCGUGGUCGCGCAAGAAGAAACUCAUCUGGCAGCUCGGCAUGCUGCUCGGAGCACCAGUAGGAAUAACUCUGAUCGCCGGUUUAGCUGUUCCAGCCAUCGUUUUCGGCGUUCCUGUAUGGAUAGGAAGAAAAGUUCACAAUCGCCUUAAAGACAGUGGUAAAGCUCGCCGAAGGUUCGCCGUCACCGGAAGCGUUAUUGGCAGUGUGAUCAUGAGCCCUCUUCUGGCCUCAUUGGCAAUAAGUGUUGGCGUUCCGAUACUGUUAGCAUAUGUUUAUGGCGUCGUACCAUUGUCGCUCUGUCGCAAUGGGAGCUGCGGUGUAACGGCAAGUUCAAGCGGCGUUCGUCUAGACCUGGAUGACAACAUACUGGCGAUGACAGUAUAUUCACAGUGGCAGCUACUGGCCAAGGUUUCUUUGAAGCCGCCGCUGGACAACCUCAUGGUCCGCUGCGCAUUUGACCGUCUGUAUAUCGAUUCCCCAUACAUGUGCUAUGUUAAUCAUGCUGCGCUGCUGCUCAGGCAUUUUGUUACGUCCUGA